UGUCAUUUACACGAUUUGAAGUAGAAUGCGGGUCAGGUUCUAGGUGUAUGGAGCAUCCGAUAAUAUCCAAGUUUUUAUGAAAAAUAAAAAUAAAAAGAUUCUUGGAUUGCGGAGGAUGCAACGGAUAAUUGUGAUGGUUACUACAGCCGACAGCAACAUGAAUGACGAUUCAGCUCUUUAUUCAUAUUCAAAUCUUUGUCCCUGCCCUGAAGGAAAAAAAAAAACCUUUGUCCCAUACCCAAACCCAUCAUUUUCUCUUUGCAGUCACUUUCUUGCAAUAUAUAUGUAGGGCUUGGAUCGGUAAAUGGUGCCCAUUCCAAAGAAUAUAGUACUCCAUUUGAAAACCUCCAAGAAUAGCAUAUUAAGGCAGGGCCCUUUUUAAUCCAAUAGCUUUUGAGUAGGCCCUCGUCGGAGCUCCUCCGCCGCUGCACUCUCUGCUCGACCAAUCAUGGGCCGCAUUCGCUCUUCCUCGCUCUACAUUACGUUUUGCGUCAUCUUCUCCCUAUCUGUAGCUGUUCUUGCCGAUGGAAAUGAAGUUGAUGAUGAAAGACCAUUUACAUACUCCCCAGAUGCUGAGAAAGGGCCAGGGAAGUGGGCUGAUCUCGAUCCAAAAUGGAAGGCCUGUGCAAACGGGAGACUUCAAUCACCAAUUGAUCUUUCUGACGAGAGAGUUGAGGUCAUGCCUAAACUGGGAACUUUGAAAAGAAAAUACAAGCCAGCUCCAGCUAUAAUAAAGAAUCGAGGUCAUGAUAUUGAGGUGGUAUGGGAAGGAGAUGCAGGAGGUGCUAUACUAAAUGGAACGAAAUAUAAGCUACGACAGUGCCAUUGGCAUACUCCUAGUGAACACACAUUGAAUGGGAAAAGAUAUGAAUUGGAGAUUCAUAUGGUUCACAACAACUCCCUUGGUCAUCUUGCUGUAAUUGGCGUAGUCUACAAGCUGGGCCGUCCUGAUCCCUUCCUGGCUAAGCUUCUAGACACCAUGAAAGCACACGACCAUAAUGGGAAUCAUUUGGGGGUGGUUGAUCCUUGGGAGAUCAAGUUCGGAAGCAGAAAGUACUACAGAUACGUCGGCUCUCUCACGGUUCCCCCCUGCACAGAAGGGGUUCUCUGGACGAUACUAAAGAAGGUGAGGACUGUUUCAAGGGAGCAAGUGAAAGCACUAAGGGAUGCUGUCCACGAUGGAUAUGAGAGGAAUGCAAGGCCAACACAGACCUCAGCUUUAGAGGUCUACAUGUAUCGUCCGCCAAAUUAGAACUCACUUCUGCUCUACACUUUACAUAUUUUGUUUAAUUAUUGAUAUUGAUUUAUUACAUCAGCUUGCAAUCUUUGACUA
Salvia miltiorrhiza (redroot sage) is the source of this 1333-nucleotide messenger RNA. RefSeq names its product alpha carbonic anhydrase 4-like. Lineage: Eukaryota; Viridiplantae; Streptophyta; Magnoliopsida; Lamiales; Lamiaceae. The coding region runs from base 449 to 1252 and encodes 267 amino acids. Gene Ontology annotation, molecular function: carbonate dehydratase activity; zinc ion binding. The record is from RefSeq and is a predicted model, not a curated record. The transcript has 7 exons.